GAAAACCCCUCUUCAGUUAUAAAAUCUCCUCUUUCAUACCUCUGCCCUAACACACUCAGAUCUCAAUUCCCCUUCUCAUUCUCGUUGUUGUUGAAAUCCAAGCAAUGGCAGCAAUUGAGCCUUCGACACCAUUGCUGAAAGAUGAGCUGGAUAUAGUGAUUCCGACCAUCAGAAACUUGGAUUUCCUCGAAAUGUGGAGACCCUUUUUCCAGCCAUACCAUUUGAUCAUUGUUCAAGAUGGAGAUCCAUCAAAAAAAAUUAAUGUCCCAGAGGGUUUUGAUUAUGAACUUUACAAUCGAAAUGAUAUAAACAAGAUUCUGGGUCCUAAGGCUUCGUGUAUUUCGUUUAAGGAUUCAGCAUGCCGAUGCUUUGGCUACAUGGUGUCGAAGAAGAAGUAUAUCUUCACCAUUGAUGAUGAUUGCUUUGUUGCUAAAGAUCCAACCGGCAAGGAAAUUAAUGCACUUGAGCAGCACAUCAAGAACCUUUUAAGCCCAUCAACACCGUCCUUCUUCAACACUCUUUAUGAUCCCUACCGAGAUGGUGCAGAUUUUGUCCGUGGAUACCCAUUCAGUCUUCGUGAAGGUGUACCAACUGCAGUGUCACAUGGACUUUGGCUUAACAUCCCUGAUUAUGAUGCACCAACACAGCUUGUGAAGCCUCGUGAAAGGAACACUAGGUAUGUGGACGCAGUAAUGACGAUACCAAAAGGAACCCUGUUCCCAAUGUGUGGCAUGAAUCUGGGUUUCAACCGUGAAUUGAUUGGCCCGGCUAUGUACUUUGGACUCAUGGGUGAUGGCCAGCCAAUUGGACGCUACGAUGACAUGUGGGCUGGCUGGUGCACCAAGGUGAUCUGUGACCACUUGGGAUUAGGAAUCAAGACGGGCCUUCCUUACAUCUGGCACAGCAAAGCUAGCAAUCCGUUCGUGAAUCUUAAGAAAGAAUACAAGGGUAUCUACUGGCAAGAGGAGCUAAUACCCUUUUUCCAGUCCGUAACCCUUUCAAAAGGCAGCACCACCGUUCAAACAUGUUAUCUUGAACUUGCCAAACAAGUCAAGGCGAAGCUUGGGAAGGUGGAUGAUUACUUCAAGAAGCUUGCAGAUGCAAUGGUGACUUGGAUUGAAGCUUGGGACGAGCUUAACCCAUCCACCUGAUUAGCCAGUGGUUCCACCAAGUAGAAUUUUUACUAAUAGUUAAGAUUCUAAUUUAAUAGAUAGUAUCGGAACCCUCGUCCAAGCUUUUUAGCUUCUAAAAGCUUGGACAUUUUUUUUUUUUUUUUUUUGCGCAGAGAUUUUUUGAGGACCGUAUUCUUGUUUGCAUCGGAGAUCAGUACGACAAUCUUGUUUGCGUCUAUUACUUGUAUUUCAUUAAGUAUUAAUUAUU
Olea europaea var. sylvestris is the source of this 1380-nucleotide messenger RNA. RefSeq names its product UDP-arabinopyranose mutase 1. Gene Ontology annotation, biological process: UDP-L-arabinose metabolic process; plant-type cell wall biogenesis. The record is from RefSeq and is a predicted model, not a curated record. Bases 105 to 1151 code for a protein of 348 amino acids. Gene Ontology annotation, cellular component: cytosol; Golgi apparatus. Lineage: Eukaryota; Viridiplantae; Streptophyta; Magnoliopsida; Lamiales; Oleaceae. The transcript has 4 exons. Gene Ontology annotation, molecular function: UDP-arabinopyranose mutase activity.